AUGAAGGCGAAGAAUGAGAAGUGUUUGUUUAGAAAGCAGGCAAAUGUCACUAGGGUACACGACCACAAAGGUAAUCACCAAACGACGAAUCCAGCAUGGGCUGCGCUGUGCGUGGAGCGACAAUUUCUCGAAGUGACGACGGAGAGAUUGGUCGCUCUCCAAACGACGCUGAACAAAGAGUGUUACGAAGUGAAAGCUCAAGUUGCGGUACGGAUGUCGGAAGAACGUCUCAAAAUUGAGGAAGAACGCCGUAUGUGGACGGAACAAGUGUUAAGCGACCGUAUGCUGCUGGAGGAGGAGCGACGCGCGAUGGUGGGGUCCAGUGCCCUGACGGAGUCUUAG
Aphanomyces astaci is the source of this 342-nucleotide messenger RNA. RefSeq lists its product as hypothetical. The transcript is spliced from 2 exons. NCBI's taxonomy places the organism in Eukaryota, Oomycota, Saprolegniomycetes, Saprolegniales, Verrucalvaceae. The coding region runs from base 1 to 342 and encodes 113 amino acids. The record is from RefSeq and is a predicted model, not a curated record.